AUGGCCACGCGUACAGUCCGGCCAGACACGCACACACCACCCGACCGAGCCAUCCUCGCAGACAUCUACGCACGACGAGACGAGACGACCUACCCGACGACUCUUUUCAUCGUCACCACCGCGCCCCAUCUGGACUUCGAUAUCCUGGUAGAGUGUAAGGACUUUGCCGCAGCUACGAAGGAGUACGAUCUCCUCUACGCGGAGAUCAUCCAAGGGAUUGUCGACGUAUUUUCAGGUCCGGAUCUUUCUGUCGAUGGGAUUCCGACUGAGUAUCGCACUACGAGACAAUACAAAGACAUGAUUAGUCAGACGCAAUGA
This is a messenger RNA of Zasmidium cellare ATCC 36951, 318 nucleotides long. RefSeq lists its product as uncharacterized. The transcript has a single exon. The record is from RefSeq and is a predicted model, not a curated record. Lineage: Eukaryota; Fungi; Ascomycota; Dothideomycetes; Mycosphaerellales; Mycosphaerellaceae. Bases 1 to 318 code for a protein of 105 amino acids.